Messenger RNA from Lagopus leucura (white-tailed ptarmigan), 3636 nucleotides. RefSeq names its product cadherin 19 (gene CDH19). Gene Ontology annotation, cellular component: plasma membrane; adherens junction; catenin complex. The record is from RefSeq and is a predicted model, not a curated record. The coding region runs from base 281 to 2614 and encodes 777 amino acids. Gene Ontology annotation, biological process: multicellular organism development; cell-cell junction assembly; homophilic cell-cell adhesion. Gene Ontology annotation, molecular function: cadherin binding; calcium ion binding. The transcript is spliced from 12 exons. Lineage: Eukaryota; Metazoa; Chordata; Aves; Galliformes; Phasianidae.
UUUUGCACAAAAGUGCCUGUGUUCAUAGUUUUACUCAGGGCACCCAAAAUAGCGUGCAGUAUGCAGUGUCGUACUGUGAGUUUUCAAAAAUAAAAGCAGGAGUGACUUAUACUGGCAGGAAGCUGUAACUCCUAAAGCUUUUCAAGGAUCUGUGAAGUUAAAAAGAACUUCUUACUUCUCCUCAUCUGUUGUUUCAUUUGACUUUAACGAUACUCACUUCUCCAAACAUUGAAGGCCCUGAGAUUACACAGAUAAAAAUUGCUUGAAAAGAGAUCUCAGCAUGAAUUGCUCCACUUUUCCCUCUCUUGUGCUGGCACUGGUUCUACUUCGAUUUUGUUCUCCAACCACACAGAACUUCAGUGCUCAAAACACAGAUCAAUCUUACACAACAAUUCAAAGAGUGAAGCGUGACUGGAUAUGGGAGCCACUUUUUGUAACUGAGGAAGAGACCUCAACGAUGCCUAUGUAUGUUGGACAGCUGAAAUCAGAUUUAGACAAGGAGGAUGGCAGCCUACAAUAUAUUUUGUCUGGGGAGGGAGCUGACAGCAUUUUUUUCAUCAAUGAACAUGGCAAAAUUUACGUGAGACAAAAGCUGGAUAGAGAAAAGAAAUCCUUCUACAUUCUUAGAGCACAAGUAAUCGAUAGGAAAACUCAUCUUCCUAUUGAACCCGAUUCAGAAUUUAUUAUCAAAGUUCGAGAUAUCAAUGAUCAUGAACCACAAUUCUUAGAUGGACCUUAUGUGGCUACUGUUCCAGAGAUGUCACCUGAAGGUACUUCUGUUACACAGGUAACAGCUACAGAUGGUGAUGAUCCUUCUUAUGGGAAUAAUGCCCGGCUUCUUUACAGUCUCAUUCAGGGUCAGCCUUAUUUCUCUGUGGAGCCAAAGACAGGAGUCAUCAGAAUGGCUUCCCAAAUGGACAGAGAAACAAAAGAUCAGUAUUUGGUUGUCAUCCAGGCCAAAGAUAUGGUUGGACAAGCAGGAGCAUUUUCAACAACGGCCACUGUUACCAUCAACCUCUCUGACGUCAAUGAUAAUCCACCCAAAUUUCAGCAGAGACUCUACUAUUUGAAUGUCUCUGAGGAAGCUCCUGUGGGCACUACUGUAGGCAGACUCCUGGCAGAAGACAGCGACAUAGGGGAGAAUGCAGCCAUGAACUAUUUCAUUGAAGGAGACAGUUCAGAUGUUUUUGGCAUCAUUACUGACAGGGAAACUCAGGAAGGAGUUAUCUUACUAAAAAAGAGAGUGGAUUAUGAGAGCAAGAGGAAACAUAGUGUUAGAGUAAAAGCUGUAAACAGGUACAUUGAUGACCGUUUCCUGAAAGAAGGACCAUUUGAAGACAUAACUAUUGUACAAGUCAGUGUGGUAGAUGCUGAUGAACCUCCAGUUUUCACUUUGGAGAGCUAUGUGAUGGAGAUUGCUGAAGGAGCUGUAAGUGGCUCAUUGGUAGGAAUUGCAUCUGCAAGAGAUCUGGACAAUGAUGACAGCCCAGUCAGGUAUUCUAUUGUCCAAGGCAUGCAUUUAAAGAGAUUGUUCAGCAUCAAUGAACACAAUGGAACAAUCAUUACAACUGAACCUCUGGACCGAGAGAAAACUUCUUGGCACAACAUAACUGUUACAGCCACAGAAACUAGAAAUCCUGAAAAAAUUUCAGAAGCAAAUGUAUAUAUCCAAGUUCUUGAUGUAAAUGACCAUGCACCAGAAUUUCCUAAAUAUUAUGAAACAUUUGUUUGUGAAAAUGCAGUACCAGGUCAGCUAAUUCAGAGCAUCAGUGCAGUGGACAAAGAUGACUCAGCAGAAAGUCACCAAUUUUACUUCUCGUUGGCUCAGGAGGCCACAAACAACUCGCGUUUUACUGUCAAAGAUAAUCAAGAUAACACAGCUGGAAUUUUCACAGCAGUAAGUGGCUUCAGUAGACAAGAGCAGUUUUAUUUCUUCUUGCCAAUCUUAAUUCUGGAUAAUGGAUCUCCACCACUUACAAGCACAAAUACACUCACUGUCACUGUCUGUGAUUGUGAUACUGAAGUGAACACCUUAUACUGUCGUUAUGGAGCUUUCCUGUAUUCCAUAGGCCUCAGCACAGAAGCUUUAGUUGCUGUUUUGGCUUGCCUACUAAUACUCCUGGUGUUCUUUUCGGCGAUUAUAGGCAUAAGACAGCAGAGGAAGAAGACUCUCUUUCCAGAGAAAGUGGAAGAAUUCAGAGAGAAUAUUGUCAGGUAUGAUGAUGAAGGAGGUGGUGAGGAGGACACAGAAGCUUUUGACAUUUCAGCACUGAGGACACGCACUGUCUUGAGAACACACAAACCUCGAAAGAAAAUCACCACAGAAAUCCACAGUCUCUACAGACAGUCUCUGCAGGUUGGUCCUGAUAGUGCUAUUUUCAGGCAAUUCAUUUCAGAAAAGCUUGAAGAAGCCAAUACAGACCCUAGUGCUCCUCCAUAUGACUCACUUCAGACAUAUGCAUUUGAGGGCACUGGCUCUUUAGCAGGAUCUCUCAGCUCCUUAGGCUCAAAUAUGUCAGAUGCGGAUCAAAAUUAUGACUACCUUGUAGGCUGGGGACCUCACUUUAAACAGCUUGCAGGCAUGUAUGCUUCCCAAAGGAGUACUAGAGAUUAGUUAUUGUUUGAUCACUUGUUUUUUUUCCAUAAGUUCUCAGCAACCAAAAUCAACUCAGUUUUUAAAAAGGAGGUCAUACCACAUUCAAGCACAAAAAUAAAGAUCGAAAUCUUGGAUGUGGUGAUUUUCUGAAAAAUCAUACCUAUCAUUAUUUGAGAGGAUGGGCAUUCUCCAUUUGAAAAAGAAAAAAAAAAAAGAAAAAAAAGAAAAAAAAAAAUUAGAGUAAACUAAGAUUGUGCUGCUUUGGAUAUCAAGAUCCCCAUACUGGGCACAGAAAACCUGGGUCUUGCAAGUACAGAAGAAGGAAUAUAAGCCAUAAAUUGUUAUUGUAAAUAUUCUGUCAUCCACAAGCUUUAAACUAUUUCCAAAGUUGACUUUUGCUCUCACUGUUGAAUAUAUUCAUAAAACAAAGUUAAAUAUUCAUAUUUGUAUAAUGCUUCAUUAUAUAAAAACACUUGUGUGACAAAGUAGAAUACAAUUGUCAGAAGUACUUAAUAAUCUAUUUAUUGUUUGUAAGAUGAUAAAAUUAAAAUAAAUCUUCUUUCCUAUAAACGUAAAAAUAAAUACCUGUUACAACACCAGCAUACUAAUAUCUAUAAUGGAGCUAUUGGGAAAUACAUAAAACUAAUACUUAUUUUAGCAAAUAAGAUAGGAAAAAAAAAAGAAAUUAAUUCAAGUUAGAAUCAAUAUUCAACAUAAAUACUGUAGUCCACCAUGUUAUAUUACUGUACUUAUAACAAAAUAUUAUCAAAGCAUAAGUAUUUAUCUUUAAGAGUUUAAAUAUGACUGUUAUACCAGCAUAGAGCUAUUUUUAUUUUUUUUUAUUAUGGAAUACAAUAUUAUCAGAAGUAAUCAAUUUUGGCAUAACACUAUCAUGGAUCUUUAAAUUUCUAAGCUGAUGGUUAUAAAACUUUGUGUAUAACAUUGGAUAAUAGGAUAGAAAAAUGUUCUAAUGUUGAUUCAUUUCUUCUGAAAAUGAUCCUGUAUCAUUCUAUUAGACUCAAAUAAAACUUCAAAAUUAA